Syngnathoides biaculeatus (alligator pipefish) is the source of this 3921-nucleotide messenger RNA. RefSeq names its product actin-binding Rho-activating protein-like. Gene Ontology annotation, biological process: positive regulation of Rho protein signal transduction. The record is from RefSeq and is a predicted model, not a curated record. Gene Ontology annotation, molecular function: actin binding. The transcript has 2 exons. Lineage: Eukaryota; Metazoa; Chordata; Actinopteri; Syngnathiformes; Syngnathidae. Bases 187 to 669 code for a protein of 160 amino acids.
CUUUGGCAACAGAGGAAAUUAUCUGUCGACUUGCUAUUGUCAGCAAUGCUACUGCACUGUUUACAAGAGCUGGUUUAAUGCCACUGAGUACAGUACUAUGCACUUCUGCUCAAGUCAACCUGAAUUGUACGCGACGCAUACAACUUGAGAUCAAUUCCUGGAAACUCACAGACAAACCUCAACAUCAUGGGUGAAGGUAAUUGUCCUCUUCAGUUCACAGAUGACAAAGCAGUGCGCAUCGUGUCCGUCAAAGGCCUGAAGGACAACUGGCAAAAGUGGUCUGACAAUCACCAGGAACACCAGAAACAUAACCCCUUCAGUCAUGACACCAGGCCUGAGGCGGUGGGCCCUCAGAGGGGUCACAGUGACUAUGGGAGGCCCCUGCAGGGGUCAAUGACAGCACAACGUGGGGAGGAUGCUCACACACACAUCAGCAGAGAAGUUCAGGAGUUGUGUAAGGUCAUAAAAGACAUUGGGGUGCAGGCAAACAAAGAUGAGGGUGGGAGUGAUAUUGCAGUACAAUUUGGCAAGCUGUUUGAGCAUUACAUCUCUAUCUCGAACAAAUUAGUGGGGAUUCUUCUAAGGGCCCGGAAACAGAAGCUGGUUGACUUUGAAGGGGAGAUGCUGUGGCAAGGGAAGGAUGAUCAUGUUGUGAUUAAGUUAUUGUGAUGACCAGAAAAAGUCAUGUUGUGUGCUGCCAGUUUGUUGUAGUUGCGCAAAAUGACUUUGUUUAAAAUAAAUGCUUUUAGUUUGAUUUGACUGAAAGUCAUAGUUUAAGAUUAGUGUGCAGAACAGCUGGGUGUGUAGUUAUGAAUUCUUUUUCAUGAAAACAAAUGUAAGCAUACCAACAUCGCUGUCAAGCUAAGUAGUACUACUGUAUUAUAUAGUACAUGAAAAGAUGGUUUAUAUGUGAUAGCGGUCAAAGCCAAUUCCCGUUUGCCAGCAGUGUUCUCAAUGCUUUAUGCAUUAAACAUACAGUACUAUACUUUGGUUCCUGUUCUGUAGAUGAGAUACCUUUUUAAAUGAAGUAAAAAGAACAAAUACUUGGUGCUAGCUGCUCAUCCUCACAAGAGUCACGGGAGUGCCAGAGCCUAUCCCAUUCUUCAUCAGGCAGGAGGCAGGGCACACCAUGUGAACUGGUUGCCAGCUAAUCGCAGGGCACACGGAGACAGACAACAGUCGCACUCACAAUCACACCAAAGGGAAAUUUAGAGUCUCCAAUGGACCUUUCCGAUGGCGACCUUAAUUUCCGCCCCCUUAGCCAUGUUCCACAAGCUUUCAAAAUGCCAUUUGAACAGAACUUUUUGAAUUCUAUUCUCUAUCGCCUAUUCCAGAUAAUAUUGGGGUAUUUUUUUUGCCAAAUCCGUCAGACUUGUCCAAGCGAGUUCUAUAGAGAGGCCUCAACUAUUUCACGCAAGGACAUGUACAUGCAAUUAAGAUUUUGGAUGGAGCAGGACGCAAUGCCAAAGUCUCAGUGAAACGUUGGCGAUCGAUGCCAAAACGUUUGACACCUCACAAACUUCACAUUGAAAUUCAACAGGAUAAAAUAGUGAAAUCGCACUGCGCAUGUAAAGCAGGGUAAGUACUUUUUACUUGGAAAGAUCACGAGUAAUAUUCAUUUGACUUGGCUCGUAAUCAAGCCCAGUGCUCUGACUUAGUCCGAUGUGAUACAAAUAGGCAAAUAGACAUUUCUCUUGCAUGACAUGACACUAACCAGACUCUUUGGCAUAAAACAUUACACACUUCAUUCAGCAGGACAUAUAUACACUAACAAAGUGAAAGUUGUUCUCCUGCAAUAUAUAAAGCACUGAUAAUAAUUAAAUCAAACUCAAAGAAGAUACUCUUCCCUCACUUACCUUUGAAAAUACAGCCUUGUAUUUUUUGAUAUUGUCCGCAUUAUUUGUACGUGGGGUCUUCCGCAAGCCUUAAUCCAUCAUAGACACUUCAUCAACUGUGUUUUAGGCUUUGGAAGAUGAAUCAACCAGGCCCCUUGUAACCUACCUGGAUAUCAUUCAUCAGAAUUGCACGUUCCCCAAGCGCAUCUGAGGACCAUUUUCUUCGUAACAUUAACUUUUCCAAGCUUGUAGCACGCUACUGACAACUAGUUUUGCUUGUGGGACAAUACAGCGAGAGGGAUGUGUCAAGCCAGGGGUUAAGACAAUGCAGCUAUCAGAUUAGCUGUUAUUGUACGAGUGAUUGACAGGUCGGAAAGGUCCAUUAAUACAUGUUUUGGGGAUGUGAGAGGAUACCGGAGUGCCCAGAGAAAACCCACACAGGCACGGGGAGAACGUGAAAACUCCACACAGACGAGGCCGGGAUUUGAACCCCGGUCCUCAGAACUGUGAGGCCAACACUCUAACCAGUUGCACCACUGUGCCGCCUGCUAGAAUUUACAUUUUUAUAUUUCACUUUAAGUUUGUACUUCAUGCAUGCAAACAUUUACAACCCAAUAACUGAUGAAUAAAAUAGCAAAUAUUUUUCUUGCCAGGAUUCGUAGUGGAUUUCUCACGAGUUAGUGGAUUAGUGGAGGGUCAAUCAUUUAAUCAUGUAUGCUUGAAAUGUGAUCUAAAGUGCAGUUUGUUUUGUGACUGUGAGUGCCAAUGUUAAAUAACCAGUAGGAAGAGUGCAUUUAAAUACAGUGUUUAAUCACAGUAUAUUAAUGCGUCAUUAAGUGCAUACAUUGAUAAAAAAAAAAGAGAGAGUAUGAUCUCCUGUCUUUACAUUCUGUUAACAUGCAGUGCUCAGCAUAAUGUAAAUGAGGAGGCUACACCACAACUGAGAUGAUGGAAAAAGAAAUCUUCUCUAUGGCAUGCUAUACUAAAGUGCCACAUAUUUUGCUCCAUUGCUAUGCUGUAAUAGAUUGAUUUGCCAAUGUGCACACUAAAUGUUGAUUUUUUUUUUUUAACAAAUGUUGGAAAAUGAGUACACAUGAAUCCCUUUUUUAAGAUUCCACCACAGAUGAGUCUCGAGUUUUUUAAUUGUUCAUGUUCCCUGCAAACCUGAUCAGUUUACUUUUCAAAGGGCGUGUAGCCGUGUCAUAAUUUAUGUUGAGGACUACUGUAACUACUCACAAGAAUCACUCAAAAUUUAUCAAUUUACUUUUUAAAGGUCAAGUACCUAAUAAUUUCCAGUCUUGUGAAAAAAGUAUUUGCACCCUUCCAAAAUUUUUGUCUGUAUGCAUUGUUUCCCCACUUCAAUAUUCAAUAUCGAACGCAUGUAAAUAUCAAACAACGAUAACCCAUGAUACAUAACAUGUUUUUAAACUGCGAUUUUAUUUCUGGAAUAAGUCUAAUAAAUUAGUGAAUAUUAUUUCACAGCACUGUCUGUUGUUGAGCAAUGUAUAAUACAAGCCCACUUCCAAUUAAGUUGGGAUGUUGUGUUAAAAAAACAGGGUACAAUGAUUUGCAAAUCAUGUUCAACCUAUUUGUAAUUGAAGAAAUUACAAAGAGAAACUGAUUAACUUUAUUGGUUUUAGCAAAUCAUUAACUUGUAAUUUUAUGGCAAUCUCAUUGAAAUUGGGUUUGUUCAAGACUCACCAUAUCACUAACUUGCAGACAGAAAAAAUUGUAUGACGUCCCACCUGUAAAAGGUUUUGAAUAUUUACUGCUUGUAAGGGUUAUUAGAAAACGGUCUUUAACCUGGCAUUAGGAUUACUUUCAUAUUUCCAUAAGAAAACGAGUCUCAUAAAUAGUUUAUGUAGAUCCUACUCAAUGGUCUAACUCGUUUCUAAUGUUACAAAAUACCCAGCAGUUAUGAUGUCAUAUAGUUGAGAUACUCAUUGUAUUUGUUCUCCACUUACUAUUUGUCAUGCUUAUGUCUGAUGAUCCAUAGUUAAAUAUCACAUUAAAUCAAGCUUUUUCCCUUCAAAUAGCAAUUCUGUACUUUCAAACAAUGUCAUUUGUCAUUUCUGUAACACAAUAU